AUGUGGCGAUCACUGGAGGUGUUGAGGAAGGUGAAAGCGAAAGCGGUUAGUGGGGUCCAGUUGAAAUGGAUGAGCACGGUGAUGUGUUUAGGUGAUGGUAGCCAAGGGGCCGUUGGAUCCCCGGUGGGUGUGGGACUCCAUGCAUACGAACCCACCCCUGUUUCUACUCUUCCUUCCGACAUCGUUAGCGUCCACGCCGGACACUACCACUCCCUCGCCCUCACUUCCCACGGCCAUCUCUGGGCCUGGGGCCGAAACAACGAGGCCCAGCUCGGGCGUGGCCCAUCCUCUAGAGAAUCAUGGCAUGAGCCAGAGAGAGUGAAGGGGUUGGAGAAUGUGAAGGUGUGUGGUGCUUUUGCUUCCGGUGUUGUUUCCGCUGCCGUUGGGGAUGACGGUUCUGUGUGGGUGUGGGGGAACUCCAAACGCGGUCAACUUGGCCUUGGUCAAAAUAUCACCGAGGCUCUUGUGCCUACCAAAGUUGACGCACUUUCUGGAGAAAACGUCGCAAAGGUCUCGUUUGGAUGGGGGCAUGCUCUCGCUCGUACUGCGGAUGGCAAGUUGUUUGGAUGGGGUUAUUCAGCGGACGGUAGGAUAGGCAAAAUGGGGAAUCGCUUUGAGACAUCUCUGUUGGAAUCCGAGUCUUCAAAUUCACAACUCUUAAGUUCAGACGUGGAAGAUGCUGAAAAGAGAGUCUUGCAAGGAAUGGAACAGGAGAAUAACAUGCCGAUAAUAUGGGAGCCCCGCUUGGUGGAAGAAUUACGCGGUGUUCAUGUUCUGGACAUUGCUUGUGGCCUUGACCAUUCUCUGGUUCUUUGCCGUGAUGGUGUGCUCUUGAGCUGUGGGAGCAACAUAUAUGGCCAGUUGGGGCGAGCUGAAUCAGAUUUGGGAAUUUUGCCUGUUAACAUGAGCUUCAGUCCCAUUUUUAUAGCAGCAGGGCUUGGGCAUUCAUUGGCAAUAUGUCAGCUAGGUGAAUCAGAUGGUAGUGUGGGGACUACAAACAUUGCUUCAUGGGGAUGGAACCUGAGUUCUCAGCUUGGGAGGCCCGGGGAUGCGUCAGUACCUUCUUUGAUUGAUGCAUUGAAUGGGGAAAACCCUGUCUCGGUUUCAGCUGGACGUGCACAUUCCCUUGCUCUCACGUCCAAAGGGGAAUUGUGGGUCUGGGGCUCUGGUAAAAGUGGCAGACUUGGAUUAGCUAGUUCUGCUGAUCAAGUGGAGCCAUUUUGCAUUGAUUCCUUAGAGGGUUUUCAAAUUUUACAGGCUGUGGCGGGGUUUGAUCAUAAUCUGAUCCUAGUGGCUGGCUGA
Molecule: messenger RNA, 1302 nt
Organism: Sphenostylis stenocarpa
Lineage: Eukaryota; Viridiplantae; Streptophyta; Magnoliopsida; Fabales; Fabaceae
Source: the annotation of a GenBank genome assembly